Engraulis encrasicolus (European anchovy) is the source of this 1210-nucleotide messenger RNA. Its product is annotated as NADH-cytochrome b5 reductase 2. NCBI's taxonomy places the organism in Eukaryota, Metazoa, Chordata, Actinopteri, Clupeiformes, Engraulidae. Bases 107 to 1018 code for a protein of 303 amino acids. The transcript has 9 exons. Gene Ontology annotation, molecular function: oxidoreductase activity; FAD binding. The record is from RefSeq and is a predicted model, not a curated record.
GCGUCUGUAUGAAUGAGUGACUUACUGAUUACUUUUUACUUAUUCUGAAUGAAGAAGACUAUCGACUGAGGGUAGCCGAGGACAGCGGGACGAAAAAGGAGUCACUAUGGAGGAAUAUUUGACAGUGCCAGUGCUGGUUGCAGUGUCCGUGGUGGCUUACACCCUCUUCUACCUGAUUUCAAAUGCUGGUCACAGACCGCCACAGGCUCCCAAAACCUUGCUUGACCCCACCGUCAAAUACUCCCUACCACUCACAGAGAAAGAGGACAUCAGUCAUGACACCAAGCGCUUUCGCUUCGGCCUUCCCUCCUCCUUGCAUGUCCUUGGUCUUCCAGUCGGGCAGCAUGUUUACCUCUCUGCAAAAGUCAACGGCAGCCUGGUUGUCCGUGCCUACACCCCGGUUUCUUGUGAUGAGGACAAGGGCUUUGUGGACCUGGUUGUGAAGGUGUAUCACAAAAAUACUCAUCCAAACUUUCCUGAUGGGGGUAAGAUGUCUCAGUACCUGAACUGCAUGAGCAUUGGAGACUCAAUUGAUUUCAGAGGCCCAAGUGGACUGCUUGUAUACAAUGGAAAUGGGAAAUUUGCUAUCCGUCCUGACAAGAAGUCUGAGGCGAAAGUCAAGAAGUUUAAACACGUGGGAAUGAUUGCUGGUGGAACAGGUAUCACCCCAAUGCUCCAGCUGAUUAGAAGCCUUACAUCAGACCCUGCAGAUGACACCAAAUGCUCCCUCAUAUUUGCCAACCAGACGGAGAAGGACAUUCUGCUGAGGGAGGAGCUGGAGGAGGUGGAGAAGGGGCACCCAGAGCAGGUCAAGCUGUGGUACACACUGGACAAGGCACCAGAGGGGUGGUCCUACAGUUCUGGCUUCGUGGACGCUAACAUGAUUAAAGAGCGCCUCCCUGCGCCGGCGGAUGACGUGCUCAUCGUGAUGUGCGGCCCGCCACCCAUGAUCCAGUACGCAUGCCUGCCAAACCUCGACAAGCUGGGCUACAAGACAGACAACUCUUUUGCCUACUGAGUGACUGUGAUGUCAGCGUCAGCUGUGUGUGUGUGUGUGUGUGUGUGUGUGUGUGUGUGUGUGUGUGUGUGUGUGUGUGUGUGUGUGUGUGUGUGUGUGUGUGUGUGUGUGUGUGUGUGUGUGUGGUUGACAUCUCAUGCUGAUGCAAUGUCUGGGGUUUGGUAGUGAUUAAAUGUGAAUAAAUUCUUUCUU